AUGUUGACAGUCAACGACAGGUACAACCUUGUGAAGUUCGUGAAGCUGGUUCAACAAGCGGGUCUCUACCUUAAUCUCCGGAUUGGCCCUUACGUUUGUGUUGAAUGGAAUUUCGGAGGACUCCCUGUUUGGCUCAAGGAUGUGCCUGGAAUCUCCUUCAGAACUAACAAUGAACCCUUCAAGGUAGUCGGCUGCCCUUUCUUUUUAGCCUGA
Messenger RNA from Linum trigynum, 213 nucleotides. Lineage: Eukaryota; Viridiplantae; Streptophyta; Magnoliopsida; Malpighiales; Linaceae. The record is from the annotation of a GenBank genome assembly.